Sphaerulina musiva SO2202 is the source of this 3557-nucleotide messenger RNA. RefSeq lists its product as uncharacterized. The transcript has a single exon. Gene Ontology annotation, biological process: mRNA catabolic process; regulatory ncRNA-mediated gene silencing. The coding region runs from base 153 to 2816 and encodes 887 amino acids. Lineage: Eukaryota; Fungi; Ascomycota; Dothideomycetes; Mycosphaerellales; Mycosphaerellaceae. The record is from RefSeq and is a predicted model, not a curated record. Gene Ontology annotation, molecular function: RNA binding; nuclease activity. Gene Ontology annotation, cellular component: cytosol; RISC complex; nucleus.
GUUACCUUCACCAAUUCAUUGCAUCUUUCACCUGCUUGCUUCACUCUCUGGUAUAGCCUUAUGGUACUGCCAUUAUCGCUGCACAUCACCAUUGCAUCUUCCAACCGACUCGACUUGACCGCCCCUCGAACCGAAUCGAAAUCGAACGCACCAUGUCCGCCCAAGCCGAAGGAACGGUGAAGAGCGUGCUCUCUGGCGACACGGUCGUUGUACGAAAUGCACGAGGUGCGGAGCGAACUCUCAGCUUGGCAUUCAUCAACGCGCCUCGCCUGCAGUCGGAUGAGAAGAGCAGUUUCGAAUCCCGCGAGUUUCUGCGAAAGCUGCUGGUGGGCAAAGUGGUCCGCUUCUCGACACUCUACUCAAUCCCGCAGAAGACUGGAGGCUCCUCUCGGGAGUACGCUAUCAUCAGCCUACAAGGUGGAGAGCAAUUGCCGGAUCUCGUGAUUCGCGAAGGUUGGGCAGCUCUGCGGGACGAUGCAGACCGCAAGGCUGAACUGCCUGGAGCCGCCGACUUGUUGCAGAAGCUGGAAGCACUAGAGGCACACGCGAAAGCAGAUGAGAAGGGAAUCUGGAACACAAAACAGCCGAGGGUAGAGUCCGCUCGUGACCUCCCUGACGCAAAGCAAUUCGCGGAGGACCACAAGGGCAAGGCAAUUGACGCUAUCGUGGAGAGAGUGCUGAGUGGAGACCGCUUGAUCUGCCGACUGCUGCUGUCGCCUACGCAGAACGUGCAAACCACUGUGCUCAUUGCUGGUCUGCGCUCCCCGACGACUGCUAGGACGAAUCCUUCAAACGGCCAGACGCAGCCAGCCGAGCCGUACGGAAACGAAGCACAAACAUUCGUGGAGACUAGGCUACUUCAACGUAAUGUGCAAGUACGAGUGCUUGGUGUUUCUCCCAACAACUUGCUUGUGGGAGAAGUGCGGCAUCCCAAUGGCAACAUUGCCGAAUUUUUGCUCAAGGCAGGUCUGGCACGUUGUGUGGACCACCAUUCGACAUGGCUUGGUGCGGAGAUGGGCAAGCUGCGAGAGGCAGAGCGUGUUGCAAAAGAGCAGCGGGCGGGUCAAUUCCAGGGUACCACCACCACGAAAAAGGCUGGCAGCGAACAAGAAGCCGUAGUCAGCAGAGUGUUUUCUGCCGACACGCUCUACAUUCGCGACAAGGAUGGCCACGAGAAGCGCAUCAACUUGAGCUCUAUUCGCCAGCCAAAGCCAUCCGAUCCGAAGCAGUCGCCUUUCCAAGCAGAAGCAAAAGAGUUCUUGCGGAAGAAGCUCAUUGGAAAGCACGUGAAGGUUGUCAUUGAUGGUAAGCGGCCGGGAACGGACGGUUACGACGAGCGCGAGAUGGGCACUGUGACACAAGGGGGCAAGAAUGUCGCUCUUUUGCUUGCAGAAGCUGGCUAUGCUUCCGUGGUCCGCCACCGUAUGGAUGAUGCUGACCGCAGUCCCAUCUACGAUGAGCUACUGGCUGCUGAGGAGGCCGCACAGGCCGAGAAGAAGGGCAUGUGGGCAGCAAAGCCACAGAAGCAAGUUCAAUACGUCGACUAUAGCGAAUCCCUCGAGAAAGCCAAACGUCAAUUGACGAUGCUGUCCAACAAAAAGAAGGUGCCUUGCGUUGUGGACUUCGUCAAAUCCGGCAGCAGAUUCACAGUCCUUGUGCCGCGCGAGAACGCGAAGCUUACGUUUGUCCUGGGUGGUAUUCGCGCACCACGAAGCGCGCGCGGACCUCAAGAUACCGGUGAACCUUUCGGCCAGGAGGCUCACGACUUUGCUGUGAAGCGUUGCAUGCAGCGUGAUGCCGAGAUCGAUGUGCACGAUACCGACAAGCAGGGUGGCUUCAUCGGCGACAUCUACAUCAAUCGAGAGAGCUUCGCAAAGACCCUCGUGGAGGCCGGCCUCGCGUCUGUACAUCAUUAUAGUGCAGAGAAGUCCGGAAACGCGAACGAGCUGCUUGCAGCUGAGAAGAAAGCGAAGGAGGCGCGGCGAGGACUGUGGCACGACUGGGACCCUUCGCAGGAAGCUGCCGAGGACGGUGACGACUACGUGGAAACGAACGGAGGCGCCAAUGGAGCUAGCAACGGAGAUGCACCCAUCCCAAAACGUAUGGUGGACUACAAGGACGUCAACGUCACCUACAUCGAUCCCGCAACCGGACGUCUGAAGGUCCAGAUCAAAGGUGAUGGACAAGUGAACCUCCAGUCCCUGAUGAACGAGUUCAAGUCAUUCCACAUCUCACCGAGUAACAGCCAAGCCCUCAAGGAUCCACCACGUGCUGGCGAUAUCGUGUCCGCAAAGUUCACUGAAGAUGGUGUCUGGUAUCGCGCUCGCGUGCGACGCAAUGACCGCGAGAAGAAGACCUCUGAAGUCGUCUACAUUGACUACGGCAACUCCGAGCACCAACCCUGGUCCGCUCUUCGACCGCUUGACCAAGCCAAGUUCGGUCCUCAACGCCUGAAGGGACAAGCAUUGGAUGCCGCUCUCACAUGUGUGCAAUUCAACAACUCGCCCGAGUAUCUCAAGGAGAGCGUCUACUGGCUCGAAGACUACACUAUUGGCCGCGACCUUGUAGCCAAUAUCGACUUCAACGACACCAAGGAGAAUGUGAUGUAUGUCACUCUUAUGGGCACCCAAUCGAAGAAUCCGCUGGACACGAUCAAUGCGGAUAUUGUAAGCGCGGGCUUGGCCAUGGUUCCUCGAAAGUUGAGACCUUUCGAGAGGGCUGCACCGGACCAUUUGGCUGAUAUGAAGAAGCGCGAGGCUGUGGCCAAGGAUCAAAAGCUAGGUAUCUGGGAGUAUGGUGAUCUCACUGAGGAUUAGGAUGUUCAGUACUAUCCUCGAGUUGGAACCACAAAAGCUUGUGUAGAUGCAAAUUAGAAAAGCUAUGCCUGUAUAAAAGCGGCAAAGGGUCCCAUGUUGGCAGGCCAUUCCUCUCUCUCCCUCUCUCUCUGACUCUAUUAUUCGAGGUCCGUCUGAACACCUAUCUGGUUUUUGACACCGUGUUGACACACUUGACUACCUAUGCUGAGUCCAUUUUGGGGGACAUGCUGAUACCUCAGUGAGUAUAAAUAGUGUGUAGGGGGACCAGGAAGACCUCGGAAGUUUGUCAGCGGGCGUAUCACCAGUUCACCACCAAUUCCACAAUCACCACCACCGUCCAGCCAAUCCCCACUCGAACCUCCGACUCCAAUCCCAAAGUUUCGCCUUCAGAGAAGAUUCAAUGAUCUUUCAGUAUGCUCAACUAGGAACCGACACCAUCCGCUUGAUCCGCUUCCACCCUCGCAGUACCACAUCUGACCUGCACGUCACACUAGCGCACCAAGCCGGCUAUUCUGCUCAGGAUGUUCAUUACUCCGUUCUCUCCCACGAGCCUAUCUCGAGGCCAAGUGAGGAACAACAGAAGGCGAUCACGUUGAAUGGUCGAACAAGAAUGCUUGACGCGAAUGCCUGGUGCGCUCUCCACGCGGUAUGGAAAGACCACCAAGACCACCGACAACAAGAGGAUCAGCGGUUCUGGUUCGAAGCUCUCUGUGUCAAUCAUAAUGAUCUGUUUGAAGUCGA